GUUGGUGWUAAGGUUUAGGAGUAGUAGUUAAGAUGGAACCCGAACUGGUGAUGCAAGGAGAACGGGAGGGCAGAGCCCAAGUCCCGGGUGACUAUCGUUUGGAGGAGGAAAGAGCAAGGGAAAUGAUAAGGGCRUGCUAUGAGGAAGGCAUCUUACCAACAGACAUUGAUCCAGGGGUGAUGGAAGUGUCAGGCAGGGAAGUCRAGUUUAUUUUGAAUACCACGCUGGAUGAAAUCAAGAUUAAGUGGCUGAAGGAGAGGACGGUCACCGUUAUUUUUCGGCACGGUGCCCACUUUCUCCCAAAGAAGGUCAAGGAGGACGUUGUGAGAGCAUAUGAAGAUGUGUGGAUGCGGGACAAAACCUUCGGGCAGGAAUUCAAGCGUGGAAGGAUUAAAGUUGAAAGCCCGAAUGUGGUUUCGUACGUCCCAAGGGCCCAAACCAUUUCCGAUUGGAUGUUGAAUAAGAAAACAGACUACAUCGAUCUGGCUGGCACAACAUAUAGAACAAAGUUCAAGCCGUGGUUGACAAGAGCGGAGAUUAGGGAUUGGAGGCAAUUUAUUGAUCAAGACACUUUCUGGAUGGUGGCUGCGGGUGUGCCUCUGGACGAAAUGCCUUUCCUCCACGUACAUGUGGAGAAGGCCAUUGGGAAAGUGUUGAAGCAACAUAAACCGGAAGCAGAUAAAUUGGAUCCGAAGUUGGUGAACUUAAGGUUUGAUAUCGAACCGGCGAGCAGGGAGAACAUGAAGGACAAAAUCUAUGUUCAAACAUGUCAAGGGGAUGUGCUGGAAGUUAAACUUGCAAAUGCUGACUCAGCAUGGUGCAAAAGAUGCUGCACGUUUUUCCACACGGAAGACACGUGCAGAAGGUCGGAUCGCCGAAACCAAGGUGGGGCUCGUCCAAGUCAACCACAAGCUUCGUCAACACCUCGGGCAGCGGAACCGCGAGAGGGGUAUGUCGGCAUCCUCAGGGCUCCACGUAUUUCGACAAGUCAACCCCCUUUCGGGGUCCAACACGCGGCGGCGGGCUCCAGCCUUCCUGAAGGGGCAGUGCUGCGGAGUAACCCGGCUUUCUCACCAGGUGCUAACCAAGUUCUGCCUCAUGUGGGUGCAGGAGGGGCUCAUGGUCAGGGCAAUGAAGCGACCUCGUCAUUGGAUACUAUGUGGGCGGCUUUUCUGCAAAAUCUACCUUCGCAUCCAUUCACAAUGGCGCCAUAUGGAAUGUCGUGGUCAAAUAUGCAGUUAGGCACGAGCCCCUCGGUAGAAAACUUACACGCYUUUAUGCCGUGGAAUCAAGGCUUGAUGGGCUGGCCUCAGGGUAUCCCCCAGGGAGGUUUGCCUCAGACCGGCACAACACCGAUCAGGCAUCCUCAAGAGAGAUAUCAAGCUACUAGUCCGGCAUUGUCCGGAUCCAUGACUUCGGGUCAGAGCCGCCUUCGACAACAAGGUGAAUCCCCAGUGAAGCAGCGAAGGUUGAGCAAUACAGGUAUAGAUAUCCAAGUAGAUGAACUACGAGGGGAAGCCUCGGGAAGCUCUGGGGGCUCACAAGUACGAUCCUCUGCAACAG
Messenger RNA from Chara braunii, 1563 nucleotides. The record is from the annotation of a GenBank genome assembly. NCBI's taxonomy places the organism in Eukaryota, Viridiplantae, Streptophyta, Charophyceae, Charales, Characeae.